Messenger RNA from Colletotrichum truncatum, 534 nucleotides. RefSeq names its product nuclear cap binding protein subunit 2. The record is from RefSeq and is a predicted model, not a curated record. Gene Ontology annotation, biological process: mRNA cis splicing, via spliceosome. Gene Ontology annotation, cellular component: nuclear cap binding complex. Gene Ontology annotation, molecular function: RNA cap binding. Lineage: Eukaryota; Fungi; Ascomycota; Sordariomycetes; Glomerellales; Glomerellaceae.
AUGAGGUUCGGCGUGAGAAGCACAGUAGAGCGCCUCGACAGGCCAAGCGCAUACUACCACAGCAGGAACAAGCGCAGAAGAACCGACCACCGCGAUGACGAAGAAUCCAAGCCCGAACCUCCCGCAGAGGAUCCCCUUGCCCACGCGACGACGCUUUACGUCGGCAACCUCUCCUUCUACACGACCGAGGAGCAGGUUUACGAGCUCUUCUCCAAGUGCGGCGAGAUCAAGCGCCUCGUAAUGGGACUGGACCGUUUCAACAAGACCCCCUGCGGUUUCUGCUUUGUCGAGUACUACACCCACCAAGACGCCCUCGACUGUAUGAAAUACAUUGGCGGCACCAAGCUCGACGAGCGUGUCAUUCGGACAGACCUCGACCCAGGCUUCGAGGAGGGACGGCAGUACGGUCGCGGAAAGAGCGGCGGACAGGUGCGCGACGAGUAUCGCGAGGACUACGACGAGGGACGUGGUGGCUUGGGAAGGGCGGUUCAGUCCGACAGGGAGCGCGGCGGCGAGUAUGACGAAGGGCGUUAG